AUGCGUCCCUGUCUCCGCCCCGGUCGUCCCCUCCGCGCUCUCCAGGCCGCGCGCUCGUACUCGGUCGCCUCCAAGCCGCACGCCUACCUCACCCCCGCGUCCAAGCUGCUCAACCGCGACCUGCCCGGUGUCUCCGCCAUCGUCCUCGACCGCCCUGAGGCGCGCAACGCGCUCUCGAUGCAGAUGGUCGACGAGCUGCUCGAGAUCAUGGCCAAGCUCCCCAACGACGGAACUCGCGUUACCAUGGUGCACGCCAACGGACCCGUGUUCUGCGCUGGUGCCGACCUCCGCGAGCGCAAGACAAUGUCCAGGGAGCGUGUUGACAAGUUCCUCAACGACAUGAACCAGAUGAUGCGCGAUCUUGAGAAGCUCCCCAUGCCCACCAUUGCUGCCGUGCAGGGACCCGCUAUGGGAGGCGGCACCGAGCUGUCGCUCUGCUGCGACCUCCGUACCGGUCAGCCCGAGACGACCUUUGCCCUUCCCGAGGUCAAGCUUGGCAUCAUCCCCGGUGCCGGUGGCACCCAGCGCCUGACUCACCUCCUCGGAAGGAGCAAGGCUAUGGAGCUUAUCUUCACCGGCCGCAAGGUUGACGUCAACGAGGCUCUCGAGCUCGGCCUCAUCGACAAGAUCGCCAAGGACGGCCAGAACUCCACUGACGCCGCUGCUGACAUUGUUGAGCUCAUGCUCUCUUCUGCUCCUCUCUCGCUCCGCGCCGCCAAACAGGCGAUCAAUGCCGCCCCCGGCACUCCCAUCGACGAGGGACUUCGUCUUGAGCGUGCCGCUUACGCUACCCUUCUCGACUCUGAGGACCGUCUCGAGGGCCUCCGCGCUUUCGCCGAGAAGCGCAAGCCCAUCUUCCAGGGCAAGUAG
Molecule: messenger RNA, 870 nt
Organism: Trichosporon asahii var. asahii CBS 2479
Lineage: Eukaryota; Fungi; Basidiomycota; Tremellomycetes; Trichosporonales; Trichosporonaceae
Exons: 3
Coding region: 1-870 (289 amino acids)
Biological process (GO): fatty acid beta-oxidation
Cellular component (GO): mitochondrion
Molecular function (GO): enoyl-CoA hydratase activity
Source: RefSeq, a predicted model, not a curated record